UUGUAAUAUCAUCGAGAUAUUUCCAAAGGCCGGCCGAUUCUGCCUAAACUUUUUUUAUCUGUUGCACUUGUUUAUUUAUGUCGCUGCAAUUUUUUGCACAAUUUAUUCAUUAUGUGUGUGAAUCUCAUACGAGUCACUUCGUAGCACGUGUUAUAGUUUUAAAUAAUAACAAUACAAAAUAAUUAAUUAAAAAAUAUGGCAAAUAUAGUGACUUGUUAGGAUUGAUGUUAUAAGUUUAUUUUAUGAUUUGUUUCGAAGUAUUUUUGUGAAAAUGUUAAAAGAAGCGGCCGGCUCCGCUGUGGACGAAGUUUGGAGGAAAUUGGGUCCAUUUGGUAAAUACACGGUUGUGAAUUAUGCUCUUUUACUUAUUCCAUGUUAUUUGUAUGGAAUGUACGGUUCCGUAUAUAAUUUUGAAGCGAUGGAUAUAAAUUACAGAUGCGAGAUACCAGAAUGCGAGGGUACAGACGAAGCAAUUUGGCUCGAAUACGCCAUUCCGAAAGAAAACAGCAAGUUCGAUAGGUGUAAAAGAUACCAGUUUAAUGGCACUGAUAAGUGCGAAGUGGGUGGGUUUACUUCUACCGUAGUGGGUUGCCAUUCCUAUGUGUACAGCGAUGAAGACUCCGUAGUUAAGGAUUUCAACCUUGGCUGCCAAAAUUGGAAGAGGACUUUAAUAGGAACGAUGUACGGUGCAGGAUUUUUCAUAUCUCUGCCAAUUACUGGCAUAUUAUCCGAUCAAUUUGGAAGAGUAAAAGCAAUGGCCGUAGCCUGUUUUUUGUGUGGCGUACUUGGGGUUAUUAGAUCAUUCUCUAUCAAUUACAUAAUGCUGAUUGCUACAGAAUUCCUUGAGACGGCCUUAGGCGCUGGAGCUUAUAAUGCUGCGUUUGUUUUCGCUAUGGAGCUUGUGCGACCAAAAGGCAGAGUCUUUGGUAAUACAUUAAUAAAUUUCGCAUACAUUUGUGGUACGAUGACCCUAUCGCUUCUCGCAUGGUACCUUCAAAACUGGAGAUAUUUACUGCGAUGCAUUUACACACCAGCAAUUCUAGUUAUAUCUUACUUAUUUAUUCUGAACGAAAACCCCCGAUGGCUACUUUGUAAAGGACGCUAUGCAGACGCGCUCUCUGUAAUAAACAAAGCGGAGAAAAUGAAUAACAUCAAAUUACCAGAAGAACUAUUGUCUUCUUUACAAUCAGAAUCUGGUGCGAAAAAUAGAAAAGGAUACAAGGAAAAUCAAGAAACGCUCACAUCGGUUCUUAAGAAAGUUACAAAAUCGAAGACGAUAGCUUUGAGACUGAUCUUAUGCUGUUACCUAUGGGUAACUUGUUCAUUUACGUAUUAUGGGUUGUCAAUAAAUUCAGUUUUCUUAGCUGGUAAUAGGUAUUUGAAUUUCCUCCUGGUCGCAUUUGUUGAGAUACCAGCUAAUGCUAUAUGCCUGUUAGUUCUGGAUAAAUUUGGGAGGAAGAAAGUUCUGGUCAUCGUUUAUAUGUUGAGCGCAGUAUUUUGUAUGAGCCUGUCGUUCAUACCCAAAGAGACUUCCAUAUGGCCUUUACUCCUUUAUUUGGGAGGAAAGUUUUCAAUAACAAUAGCAUACAGUACAGUGUAUGUAACAGUCUCUGAGGUAUUCCCCACAAACGCUAGGCAAUCCUUACUCGCUUUUUGCGCGACUACAGGAAGAGUUGGUUCCACCUUAGCUCCACAAACACCUUUGUUGGCAUUAUACUAUCACAAUCUACCAACGAUAUUUUUUGGAACCGUCGCCCUACUAGCUAGUGCUUUGGCCCUGACUUUACCUGAAACAAUAAACGUAACCUUACCGGAUAAUAUAGAAGAGGCUGAACAGAUGACCAAGUUAAAACAAGUUGCGAAGGAUUGAGAAAAUUUUAUGUUAUUAUGUUUUUAUUAUGAGUAUAAUAAGGAAAUACAAGAUUCAUAGGCGUAUCCUAAUACUCAUAUUUCUAUAUCAUAUAUUUUAUUUGUUUUUUAUAUUAAGACUUAGGAAAUAUAUUUGGUACAUUAUACGAUU
Molecule: messenger RNA, 2020 nt
Organism: Zerene cesonia (dogface butterfly)
Lineage: Eukaryota; Metazoa; Arthropoda; Insecta; Lepidoptera; Pieridae
Product: organic cation transporter protein-like
Exons: 6
Coding region: 272-1870 (532 amino acids)
Biological process (GO): transmembrane transport
Cellular component (GO): membrane
Molecular function (GO): transmembrane transporter activity
Source: RefSeq, a predicted model, not a curated record